AUGGCUACACCGCGCAAGCAGAUAUUGCAAGAGACGUUCGACGAGUGCGUGGCCGAGAAUGUCGCGGACUUUGACCUGUCUCUCGAGGAAGCCACGGCCGAUGCAGUGCAGCAAUUCGAGUCACAAGGCGUCGAUCUCUCCAACAUCCUCAAGAACAGCGUGGAAGGGCAGGAGCCGCUGUCUGGACGGCUACAGCAGCUCCUCUUGGAGUUACGCGAGUGUCUAAACCUCAAAAAGACAGGCAAAAGAUACGUACUGGACGUGGUCAUGGAGCUACAGAGCGUGUGUAAUCAAGUUCCAGAGGCUCGUGUAGUGGCGGGACGGAACGAUGCUGUGGGUACGCUACUUGCUCUACUGGACACGGACUCUGAUGCUGUCGUAGCGUCCUGCAGCACGCUGUUGGCGCUUCUGUGUACCGAAAACGGGGACAAUCAGGAUGUUAUGGGCAGUGCAGGUAUGCAGAGACUGGUGGCUGUUUUACAGCAGAAGUGGGAGACUGCAGAGACUGUGGUGUGUGUUCUAGCACUGGUGAAAGCUGCGUGUGUUAAGCACGAGAGCAACAAAGCGCAGUUUACCAAAACGGGUGGUGGCGAGGUGCUUUGUGGUUAUCUCGACCAAGCAAAGGGAGAUGAGGUGAUGUUGACGUCACUGGCGCAGUGUUUGCGUGUGCUGACUAUCAACGACGAUCCGCGUGCGACGUUCUCGCAAGCACAGGAUACGAUUCGAGUUCUGGUCGAACGUCAUGUAAUCCCGUACAGUUUAGACAUCCUGCGUCAUGAAAUAGCAAGUGGACCGACUCUGUCACUAGAUUUGCUGGUCAACUGGCUUGCAGUGCUUGCACAAGUUGCCGUGAGGAAAGAAAACUGUCAACAAAUUGCUGACCUGGAUGGGCUGACCGCCGUCCAGAACGUCAUGCGGACGUUUGAAGACAGUGCAGUGGUAGCCAACCGUUGCAUCAAACUUUUCCGAAACGUGGCGGCGGCGGACGAGUUGAAGCGUGUGAUUUUGCAAUGUGGAAGCAUCGGACAGACAUUGCUGGUCAUGCGGCGCUACGAGUCAGAUGCAUCGAUCCAACAGAACGCAUGUGCAACGUUAGCCGCUGUUGCACUUCGCUCGCCAGAGAAUAGCCGUGUGCUCGUCGAGCUCGGAGCAAUCCGGCAUAUCUCCCGAGCCAUGCAGGUCCAUGACAAAAAUGUAGCGGUAUUGCGCCAAGCAAGUCUAGCGGUGCGCAACAUGGUGGCCCGCAAUGUGGAAUUACGCUCACGCUUUUUGCACGAUGAACCAAAGCUGGAGCCACUGCUUCGUGAGGCGCAAAAGUAUCGUGGCUGCGGGGAUGAAGCAUACGCAGCGCUGCGAGACCUGGGCUGCAAUAUUCAGCUGUCUUCGUUUGGAGUUGCCGCCGUGGCUGCAGGAUCAAUCAGCGUACCCACCACUGCGUUACGCUUCAACCCGGUCCAGCUUCAAUCCAACGAAUUGCAUGACAGUGUCGACGAGGUUUCGGAGGAUUCGUUCUCUCACUAG
Molecule: messenger RNA, 1521 nt
Organism: Peronospora matthiolae
Lineage: Eukaryota; Oomycota; Peronosporomycetes; Peronosporales; Peronosporaceae
Source: the annotation of a GenBank genome assembly